AUGGCCGAAGUAGCAGACUCUGGCCCUAUCGAAUCACAGGCCCGCCGGGUCGUGUAUUGUGGAGUGUGCACACUUCCUCCUGAGUACUGCGAGUUUGGAGGCACCGCCAAAAAAUGCGAGGAAUGGUUAAAAGCCAACCAUGAAGACCUCUGGAGUCGGUUACAUUCUGAAGGUAUGAAUGAACGUCUAACCUCCAAUUCAAGACCCACAGACUUGAAGGACGCCUUAAACGCAAAUCUUUCCGAACUCUCCGUCUCCGUGCAAGAACGCGCCGCCAAAGACGCCGCAAAGAAAGAAGCCAAGGCUGCCCAGACCGAAGCCCGUGAUGCCGAACGCAAGGCCGCGUCCAAAAUCCAGAUCAAGCGCGUCGAGCGAAACAAGCGCAAGUACGUCACAGUCAUCAUCGGGUUAGAAAUCUUUGGACUCGAGAACAAGAAAUUGGCCAAGGAGCUGGGCAAGAAGAUGGCUACGGGUUCAUCGGUCACUCGGUCGCCUGCCGGUACAGAGGAGAUCACCGUGCAAGGUGAUGUGAGUGAGGAUGUUAAGGAGUGGCUGUUGGAAAACUACGGCAGUAAAGUGCCCGAGGCCAAUAUCGAGCUGAUCGAGGAUAAGAAGAAGAAGAAAGCCGAGGGGCCGGCGGUGUGA
Messenger RNA from Penicillium diatomitis, 645 nucleotides. RefSeq names its product putative RNA binding protein Tma22 (gene tma22). Gene Ontology annotation, molecular function: translation initiation factor activity; mRNA binding. The transcript is spliced from 4 exons. The record is from RefSeq and is a predicted model, not a curated record. Lineage: Eukaryota; Fungi; Ascomycota; Eurotiomycetes; Eurotiales; Aspergillaceae. Bases 1 to 645 code for a protein of 214 amino acids. Gene Ontology annotation, biological process: translation reinitiation; formation of translation preinitiation complex.